Molecule: messenger RNA, 1217 nt
Organism: Actinia tenebrosa (Australian red waratah sea anemone)
Lineage: Eukaryota; Metazoa; Cnidaria; Anthozoa; Actiniaria; Actiniidae
Product: eukaryotic translation initiation factor 4E type 2
Biological process (GO): translational initiation
Cellular component (GO): eukaryotic translation initiation factor 4F complex; cytoplasm
Molecular function (GO): RNA 7-methylguanosine cap binding; translation initiation factor activity
Source: RefSeq, a predicted model, not a curated record
GUUCAGAUUGAGAAAAACACGAAGAACGAGUCAAAAUUGAAGAUUUGAUGUUCAAAACACAGUCAUUUAUUGUCAAAAUAUUGUAUAUAAUAGAAUUAUUUUAUAAAUAGAAGCAAAUAUUUUAUAUAAGGAUAUUUUUUGGAAAUAUUUAUAUCAAAAAUGAACAAAUUUGAUGCCCUCAAACUAGAUGAUUCCAAUAACGAUGACAGUACAGACGACAAGGAAGAUGAAGAUGGAGAUAAUUCAAAAAAGGAAAAUGGAACAAAAACAUUUGAUGCAGACACAGCAGAUGAAGAGGAAUGGAAAAAAUAUCAAGCAGAGCUUGAAGCUAAAGAAGUAAAACCAAAUCCAGGAGAAAAUCCUCUACAAUGUCCUUAUGUGUUUUGGUUUUCGAGACGACCGCCUGGUAAAAUCCAGUCUCCCAGUAAUUAUGAAAACAACAUCAAGAUUGUGGGAAAAUUUGCAUCUGUUGAACAGUUCUGGGCAUUUUACAGCUACAUGGUUAUGCCAGGAGAAUUAACGGCACAUUGUGAUAUCCAUUUGUUUAAAGAUGGUAUCAAGCCCAUUUGGGAGGAUGAAGCAAACAAAGGUGGAGGAAAAUGGAUAGUAAGACUAAGGAAAGGAUUAGCUUCAAGGUGCUGGGAAAACUUGGUGCUUGCUAUGUUAGGGGAGCAGUUUAUGGUUGGAUCUGAAGUUUGUGGUGCUGUUAUUUCUAUCAGAUUUCAGGAGGACAUCAUCUCUAUUUGGAACAGAAAUGCUUCAGACCAAGCAACUACAACAAGAAUAAGGGACACCCUAAAGAGAGUUCUUAACCUACCCCCAAACACCAUCAUGGAGUAUAAAGCUCAUCAAGAUAGUAUGAAAGACAAUUCAAGCUUUAGAAACACCGAUGUUUUUGUUCGAUAAAUACAACAUACACAGAUGAAUUACUCCAACACUGUUUGUACUAGGUGGUGGAAAAUGACCAUGUAUUCUAGGACUCCAUCAGGCACCACCUGAACCCUUUACAAGACCUGUCAAUGAUUGCAUGCUAUACUAAAUAACACAAUAAUACAUAAUAUUAUACAAUAUAAAUGUGGGUUACCAUCUCCAGCUGGUAACCAAGAUUGUUUUACAGUUUUAGUUUUUAUUUAACUACUGCAAAGUUAAAGCUGUAACAUUGCAAAUUGUUCAGGUGGUGAUGAUUAACUCUCUGACAAUAAAAUGCAAAACUUAAA